This is a messenger RNA of Trachemys scripta elegans, 4572 nucleotides long. It is a transcript of the gene ARHGEF7, whose product is annotated as Rho guanine nucleotide exchange factor 7. Gene Ontology annotation, biological process: intracellular signal transduction. The transcript is spliced from 22 exons. The coding region runs from base 133 to 2664 and encodes 843 amino acids. Gene Ontology annotation, molecular function: protein binding; guanyl-nucleotide exchange factor activity. The record is from RefSeq and is a predicted model, not a curated record. Lineage: Eukaryota; Metazoa; Chordata; Testudines; Emydidae.
CUUCAAUGUGAAACCCCAAGCCAGGGGUGGGGGAUCCUAGGGGGGGCACAGGCCAAAUACAGCCUCCUGCGGCGCGCGAUUGCUUCCCCCUCGCUGGGAUUUACCCUCCGCGCGGCGGCGGCGGCAGCAGCCAUGAACUCCGCGGAGCAGACCGUUACAUGGCUGAUCACCCUGGGCGUGCUGGAGUCGCCCAAAAAGACCAUCUCGGACCCCGAGGGGUUUUUGCAAUCGUCUCUGAAAGACGGGGUCGUGCUGUGCCGGCUGCUGGACCGCCUGCUCCCGGGCACCAUAGAUAAAGUUUAUCCGGAGCCCCGGACCGAGAGCGAGUGUCUGAGCAACAUCCGCGAGUUCCUGCGCGGCUGCGGCGCCUCCCUCCGCCUGGAGACUUUUGAUGCAAAUGAUCUGUAUCAGGGACAGAACUUCAGCAAGGUUCUCAGCUCCCUAGUUGCUCUAAAUAAAGUAACUGCAGACAUUGGGCUAGGAAGUGAUUCCGUAUGUGCACGGCCCUCAUCUCAUCGGAUAAAAUCUUUUGAUUCCCUUGGAUCCCAGUCUUUGCACAGUAGAACUUCAAAACUCUUUCAGGGACAGUAUCGAAGUUUGGACAUGACCGAUAACAGCAAUCAUCAGCUGGUGGUGAGAGCAAAAUUCAGUUUUCAACAGACCAAUGAAGAUGAACUUUCUUUUGCAAAAGGAGACAUUAUUCAUGUCACGAGAGUGGAAGAAGGAGGCUGGUGGGAAGGGACUCACAAUGGCAAAACAGGAUGGUUUCCUAGUAACUAUGUCCGAGAAAUAAAAUCAAAUGAAAAACCAGUCUCCCCCAAAUCAGGAACACUGAAGAGUCCUCCCAAAGGUUUUGAUACGUCUGCAAUUAGCAAAAGCUAUUACAAUGUGGUGCUACAAAAUAUUUUAGAAACAGAAAAUGAAUAUGCUAAAGAACUACAGACAAUGCUUUCAAACUACUUGCGACCGUUACAAGUCAGUGAAAAAUUAAACUCUGCAAAUACUUCAUAUUUAAUGGGAAACCUGGAAGAAAUCAGUUCUUACCAGCAAAUGCUUGUACAGUCAUUAGAAGAAUGCACCAAGUUGCCUGAAGCUCAGCAAAGGGUCGGAGGAUGCUUUCUAAAUUUAAUGCCACAAAUGAAAAACUUAUACCUUGCAUACUGUGCCAACCACCCGUCAGCAGUAAAUGUUCUCACAGAACACAGUGAGGAACUAGGAGAAUUUAUGGAAAUGAAAGGUGCCAACAGCCCUGGGAUCCUUGUAUUGACCACUGGCCUCAGCAAACCUUUCAUGCGCCUGGAUAAAUACCCCACGUUACUCAAAGAGCUUGAAAGGCACAUGGAGGAUUAUCAUCCCGAUCGACCAGAAAUUCAGAAAUCUAUGACAGCCUUCAAAAACCUUUCCGCACAAUGUCAAGAAGUACGGAAAAGAAAAGAACUUGAACUCCAAAUACUGACAGAAGCUAUCCGCUGCUGGGAGGGAGAGGACAUUAAAACACUGGGCAAUGUAAUUUACAUGUCCCAGGUCAUGAUUCAGUGUGCUGGAAGUGAGGAAAAGAAUGAAAGAUAUCUUCUUCUCUUCCCUAAUAUUUUGCUUAUGUUGUCUGCCAGCCCUAGGAUGAGUGGCUUUAUCUAUCAGGGAAAACUGCCAAUGACCGGAAUGACCAUCACAAAGCUAGAAGACAGUGAAAAUCACAAAAAUGCAUUUGAAAUAGCAGGAAAUAUGAUUGAGCGGAUAUUAGUAUCAUGUAACAACCAACAAGAUUUGCAUGAAUGGGUGGAUCAUCUGCAGAAGCAAACCAAAGUUACAACUGUUGGGAAUCCCACUAUUAAACCUCAUUCUGUGCCAUCUCACACCCUUCCUUCUCAUCCAGUAACACCAUCCAGCAAACAUUCAGACAGCAAACCAAUACCACUGACUCCUGCAUACCACACGCUUCCACAUCUUUCACAUCAUGGGACUCCACAUACCACUAUAAACUGGGGACCUCUGGAACCUCCUAAAACUCCCAAACCUUGGAGCUUGAGCUGUUUACGACCUGCACCUCCACUACGGCCUUCAGCAGCUCUCUGUUAUAAAGAGAGGCUGUCUUGUAUUCUGAAGGAUCUCAGUAAAAGCCCUAAAACCAUGAAAAAGCUGCUUCCCAAGCGUAAGCCUGAACGGAAGCCAUCAGACGAAGAGUUUGCACUGAGAAAAAGUACAGCUGCAUUGGAAGAAGAUGCUCAGAUUCUUAAGGUCAUUGAAGCGUACUGCACAAGUGCCAAAACGCGCCAAACACUAAAUUCAAGUUCCCGUAAAGAGUCUGCUCCCCAAGUAUUGCUUCCAGAGGAAGAGAAAAUUAUUGUAGAAGAAACAAAAAGCAAUGGUCAGACUGUGAUCGAAGAAAAAAGCCUUGUUGACACAGUAUAUGCAUUAAAGGAUGAAGUACAGGAAUUAAGACAGACUCUAAUGGAUAGAACUGUCUACGUCAGACCUGUGCACUUACUUAAAGCCAUAGUUGCCCUUCUGCUACCACUUCCUAGGAGGGCCUGGUGCAAUUUAUCUGGUCUCCUAGUCAGACACAUUUUCACUGGAGCUGUUAAAAAUGUAACCAACACACAGAACCAGUUCUAUUUGAGAAGUCCCAACUGUUGUUCUCUGCUGCUGCACAUCUGCAUUCCUUAAUGUACAGGUGGGUAAAAAGCCAUUAAAUUAGCCCCUUUUCCCUAUAUGUAAAUUAGUCAAGUGAUCUUCGCUUCCAGAGCUAGAGACUAUUAGAUAAAAUCUCCCUUCUGGUGUACCACAAAACAGGUUUUUAACCUAGCUGAUUCAAUUAUAUACAUAUAAAUAUGAAUCUGCAUUCUCUGUCUCUCUCAAAAUUUUUGUUCCAGAACAAAUGAAAUAGUCACAUACCAUAUGCCCCCAUAAAUAUCACAAUUGCUGUGUAAAAUAAAAUGGGGGUGUGUGUGUGUUGAUUUCAACAUAUAAAGAAUGCCUAUCCCAGGCUCUAGGUACCUUUGAUGGACCAUUAAAGAUACAAUUAAAUUAAGACAAAAACAUCAAAAGUAAACUCUGCAUCUUCACCUGAUGUCACCCCUGUACCCCAGGCCUCUCCAAAUAGAUGGACUUUUUAGGUAGUCUAAUGGUUAACAAAUCUGGCCUAUUUCUGAGUAAUGGGGGAGUGAAUUCCAAAGUCAAGGGGCCCACAUGGAAAACACCCUGCUAAUGUUUUCCUCUCUCACACACCAUGGGAGUUCCCUUGAAGGCCCCUACUGUGGCAAUGUCACUUAGGGAGAGGGGUGAUCUCUAAGCUAGGCAAGUCCCAGGCAACAUAGGGCUUUGUACUAGGUAGGAAUCAAGAAUUUAAACUUCAUCUGGAAACCCACAGGCAGCCAAUGUGGAUUCCAGACCACAGGUUUCAUGUACUCAUGGUGAGGUAUACCACUUAAGAAGUGGGUGCCACCCUCCUUACCACCUUCGGUUUCUAAGCUAUUUCAGAUCAUAGCACCAAGUAGAGCAUACUACUUAUAGUCCAAUCUUGAAGUGACAAAAGAUAGAAGUGUGGUCUGUGUCUGAGAGAAAAGAUUUCACUCCCAACCUGAUGCAGAUGGGGAAAAAAAGCAGUUACUGCUCACUGCCACUAUAUAAUCAUCUGAAAGAUGCUGAGAAUAUAGUGAGAUGUCCAGAUUGCAAAUCUGAAUGACAAACAGCAGAUACGCACCAUCAUUCUUGGGGGCUUUAAUGUAAUCCUUGUUGUAUCCUCUGGUUGCUUCCCCCAGCCCCUACCAAUAUCAGUCUCCACUGGGUUGAAUAAUGUAAGCAUUAGCGUUGUUCAGUUGGUAGCACCCUUACUUAUGGCCCCAAAGGUUGUGGGUUGAAGUUUCAAACACAGGGUAAAAUGUUGGGACUUGGACUCACAAUCAAGUGGUGAAACUGCAAUUAGAGGAGCUGUCUUUCAGAUAAUACCUCAGUCCUCUUUGUUUGACUGAUGGUUGUCUAGCUGGAAGUGAAGUCACAGAGCAUGUGUCAGAAAGAAUAAUAGUUAAUAUCAGUGUCCUGACCAAUAAAGCAAUUUAGAUUUCCCAGUAAAGCAAAUUAAAGCUUGUGUGUGCUCUACAGUAGUGUUUAGGUUUGUGAAACUUAUUUCAGUGUGUAUUUCAGUGUAAAGAAGUUUGAAAUACCAGAAGGCAUAAGUGGUUCUUACAAGUUUUUUCAUUCUAAUUCUUUUAUUUCAUUCUCUUUCUAUUUUAUUACAAAUAUAUUCCUUAGUAGUUAUUUAUGUGCUUAAACUCUCUCAAGGGACUUGAAAACUAUUUUCCAUUUGUGACUUGUUUCCAAUAACAACUAUGUAUGAGAGAGAGAAGCAUUUUAGUUUCCAUUAGGCAUUUCUGUUUCACUGUACCAAGUAAUUGUGUAAGUAACUUUUGAAUAUUGAAUAAGUAUAACACAAAAUAGCUGCAUCAGGCAGCAAAAUCUGUAACAGACUUUUAUUUAAAAGAACCCUCACUGCCCUUCAAUUAGCAGCAUGCAUUUUGGUGAGGAAAGAUCAGUUUGCUGUUGAAAAAAGUUACCAUAAACUAUUUGUCCUCUGUU